UUGCCGAGCCGCCCCCCAGCACACUUGAAGAUUGGAUGAGGAGAGGGCGGGCUCCCAGAUUUGUGCCUCUGCUUCCGUUCUCAAAGCCGUCCUUUCCCAAGGUGGAUGGAGAGGGGAGCGCAGCUUCCACCUGUUGCUACCCUCCCCUUGUUGCUGCACUUACCCCUCCACUAGGGGCUUGGCGGCUGGGUCACGGGGAAAGAAGUCGGGGCUGGGCCCUCAGGCCCUGCCAUGGACGAAGGUGGUUCCCGCAUCCGCAGGCGGGUGUCCGUCCGCAAAAGAAACCGUCCUAGUCUAGAGAGCGUUUUUGCCGCCUCCCCCGCGACCGAGCUUAAACACCGCGAUGAGAAGGAGGACGAGGAGAUGGUGGCCGGGAGCCGGCGGCGGAAAACCGUGGACGUGCAGCCGGUCGAGAUUAUUGACAGUGAAGAGGACAUGUUUGGUGACUAUGAUAGCUUUGCUGAGAACUCUUUUUUAGCUCAAGUUGAUGACCUGGAACAAAAGUAUUUGCAACUUCCUGAACAUAUGAACCAUGCUACAGACCAUGCCACUGAAGAUCUUUGUUCAGAAAGCGAUAAACAGAACACACUGAACGUUACUGCUGUAGGUGACUGUACAGCAUUAAAUAUAGAUGACCACACAAAGAACGAGAGCAGGCAUGAAGAUGUCUCUGUUGAACCUGAAGCUGAUAUUUUGUAUGAUGUACCUUCUUCUCAGGUUUUAUUCUUUGAAAAUUUGCAUAACUCUUCCAGUGAUUUGGGUGGUCCAUCUACUGAAGAAAAGGAUUGGAACUCAUCCUGUCCUAAGACUGUGAAUGAGGAAUUGCUAGUUAAUAGCAGAGAGCAGCCCCAGCAGACUGUUGAAUCCUCUUCUAAAAUCAGAACUAGUUCAGAUGCAAAUAGAAAAAGUCUGAAAGAUCAUCUAAAAAGUACCAUGACUGGAAAUGCCAAAGCCCAAACACCAAUAUUUUCUAGGACUAAACAGCUCAAAGAGACUCUCCUAUCUGAAGAAAUUAAUGUUGCUAAGAAAACAAUUGAGUCAUCAUCAGAUGACCUUGGUCCUUUCUAUUCAUUACCCAGCAAAGUGAGAGAUCUUUAUGUUCAGUUCAAGGGAAUUGAAAAAUUAUAUGAAUGGCAACAUACUUGCUUAACAUUGAAAUCUGUGCAAGAAAGAAAAAAUUUAAUAUAUUCCUUGCCAACAAGUGGUGGAAAAACCCUCGUGGCUGAGAUUUUAAUGCUACAAGAACUACUAUGCCGGCGAAGAGAUGUUUUAAUGAUCCUACCAUACGUGGCAAUUGUUCAAGAAAAGAUUUCAGGUUUGUCAAGUUUUGGAAUAGAACUGGGUUUCUUUGUUGAGGAAUACGCUGGAAGCAAAGGAAAAUUUCCUCCAAUUAAAAGAAGGGAAAAAAAAUCAUUAUAUAUUGCCACAAUUGAAAAAGGACAUAGUCUGGUGAACUCCUUGAUUGAAACUGGAAGAAUUAGCAGUCUGGGUCUGGUUGUUGUAGAUGAGUUGCACAUGAUUGGUGAAGGAACCCGUGGGGCUAUACUGGAAAUGACUCUGGCAAAAAUCCUCUACACCAGCAAAACGACUCAAAUUAUUGGUAUGAGUGCAACGUUAAACAAUGUUGAAGACCUACAAAAGUUCCUGCAAGCAGAAUAUUACACCAGUCAGUUUAGACCAGUUGAAUUAAAAGAAUAUCUGAAAAUAAAUGACACAAUAUAUGAAGUUGACAGCAGAGCUGAGAAUGGCAUGACUUUCUCACGCCUCCUUAAUUAUAAGUAUUCCGAUACUCUGAAAAAGAUGGAUCCUGAUCACUUGGUAGCACUGGUGACAGAAGUUAUUCCCAAUUAUUCCUGCUUAGUUUUUUGUCCCACUAAGAAGAACUGUGAAAACGUAGCAGAAAUGAUAUGCAAAAGUUUAAGCAAGGAAUAUCUAAAGCACAAAGAGAAAGAAAAACAGGAGGUGAUUAUGAACUUGAAGAAUGUCAGCGGUGGCAACCUGUGUCGUGUGUUAAAGCGCACCAUCCCGUUUGGAGUUGCUUAUCACCAUAGCGGCUUAACCAGCGAUGAAAGGAAGCUCUUGGAGGAGGCCUACUCCACAGGGGUCCUCUGCCUGUUCACCUGCACAUCCACCCUCGCAGCAGGUGUUAACCUACCAGCGAGAAGAGUUAUAUUAAGAGCACCCUAUGUUGCUAAGGAAUUUUUAAAGAGGAAUCAGUAUAAGCAGAUGAUUGGCAGAGCUGGCCGUGCUGGAAUAGAUUCUGUUGGGGAGAGUAUCCUUAUAUUGCAAGAAAAAGACAAGCAACAGGUAUUGGAGUUAAUAAGCAAACCAUUGGAAAACUGCUAUAGCCAUCUUGUUCAGGAAUUCACCAAGGGAAUCCAAACUUUGUUUCUUUCUUUGAUUGGUUUGAAGAUUGCAACAAACCUGGAUGACAUAUAUCAUUUUAUGAGUGGUACAUUUUUUGGUGUUCAGCAAAAGGUUUUGUUGAAAGAAAAAAGUCUCUGGGAAAUAACUAUGGAAUCACUUAGAUACUUGACAGAAAAAGGACUUCUACACAAAGAUACUAUGUAUGGGUCUGAAGAAGAGUUCCAAAGUAAUUUUCAUAUCACAAAGUUGGGACGAGCUUCUUUUAAGGGAACUAUAGAUUUGGCUUAUUGUGACAUUCUUUACAGAGACUUGAAGAAAGGUCUUGAGGGACUUGUGCUCGAAAGCCUUCUUCAUCUAAUCUACUUAACAACUCCCUAUGAUAUGGCUUCUCAGUGUGACCCUGAUUGGAUGAUAUACUUCAGGCAGUUUAACCAACUAAGUCCAGCAGAACAAAAUGUUGCUGCUCUGGUUGGAGUCUCUGAGAACUAUAUUGGGAAGAAAGCAUCAGGUCAAGCUAUUAGGAAGAAGGUGGACAAGAAUAUUGUCAACAGACUGUACCUGUCUUUCAUUCUUUAUACUUUGCUCAAAGAGACCAACAUUUGGAGUGUGUCUGAAAAGUUUAACAUGCCUCGAGGAUAUAUACAAAGCCUUCUCUCUGCAGCUGCGGCAUUCUCCUCCUGUGUGUUACAUUUCUGUGAGGAGCUUGAGGAGUUCUGGGUUUACAGGGCCCUUUUGGGAGAACUCACCAAGAAGCUGACCUACUGUGUAAAGGCAGAGCUAAUCCCGCUCAUGGAAGUGACUGGGGUUUUAGAGGGUCGAGCAAGACAGUUAUACAAUGCAGGUUAUAAAAGUCUAACACACUUAGCUAAUGCAAAUCCUGAAGUGCUGAUAAGGACAAUUGAUCAUUUAUCAAGACGCCAGGCCAAGCAAAUUGUUUCAUCAGCCAAGAUGCUGUUGCACGAGAAAGCAGAGGCUUUGCAAGAAGAAGUAGAAGAAUUAUUGAGAUUGCCUUCUGAUUUCCCUGGUAUUGUGGCCUCUUCUACUGAAAAGGCAUGAGGCUAUCUGAGGAGCAUUUUUAAGUAUGAAUUAUUUAUUGUACAUGCAUUUUAUUAAAGCUCUCCUAUAAGUUAUAAAUGAAAAAAAUAUAUUUUAACUAUAUAUUAAGAACUGUGGCUGAUGUUUGAAUAGUCCUCUCAUCCAUACUUACAUAAAUAAUUAUGCAUUAUUUCUCUAAUCAAAAGUCUGGCAUCCACCACAAAAUGAAAUCCAAGUUUCCCAGUGUAUCCCCAGCCUACCUUUGCAACCAGACCUUUCAUUAUCCUCUUACCCAUUUCUUUCAUCAAACUGGACUAUUUGCAGUUCCAGAAUUUUCCCUGGGAUUCACAAACCCACUAUUUCCUAUCUGCCUUAUACUAUUCCCAGUGCAUGGAUAAUUAUCUUUAAAAUGGAUUAUAUACUUUGUUUUAACUAAAAAUGCUCAAAUACUGUCUCCUGUAUGAAAUUGUCUAAGUUCAGCCUCAUCCCCACCCUAUCCGUGGGUUCUUUCCCUCCUCUAAUUAUUGUGAGCCCCUCAUUCAUGCCCAGGUCUUUAUAAUGCUUUAUUAAUGUCUGCAAUCCCCUGGAGGGCCAAGGCCUGUGUUAUGGUCUUUGUAUGCCACAUAGUACCUACACAGUUUGCUGCACAAAGUAAGGACCUCUGUGAAAAGUGAAUUCUUACUCAAAUUGAUAAUUUAAAGAUUCUCUUUAAACACAACUUAAAUAUUACCUCUCCCCCCUCCCUUUUCUGAUUCUUAGGUCAAAUGUAGAUGACUGGUUAAACUGGGAAAAGAGUAAUUACUAUUAUUUAUAAGUACUGAACUGGUUUAGUUCAGUAUAAAGCUUAUGAAGCUUUCCUCACGUGUCUGAGAGACAUCCAUUGGCAACUGUGCAGAUAGAUCCACAGUCUCAGUGCUCUGUGCCUCAACAUUUAGCUCAUUGUAAUUUGGGCACACCUCAGAGAUGUUAUGAGUUCAGUUCCAGACCACCACAAAAAAGUGAUUGUUGCAAUAAAGCAAGUCAUAUGAAUUUUUUGGCUUCUCAAUGCAUAUGAAGUUAUGUUUACACUAUACCGGAAUCUAUUAAGUGUGCAAUAGCAUUAUGCCUAAAAGAAAACAACAUAUAUACCUUAAUAAAAAAUAUUGUUGAAAAACUCUAA
Molecule: messenger RNA, 4561 nt
Organism: Capra hircus (goat)
Lineage: Eukaryota; Metazoa; Chordata; Mammalia; Artiodactyla; Bovidae
Gene: HELQ
Product: helicase, POLQ-like
Exons: 18
Coding region: 232-3423 (1063 amino acids)
Molecular function (GO): nucleic acid binding; ATP binding
Source: RefSeq, a predicted model, not a curated record